AUGGGAUUGAAUGACUCCUACGCUCAUGUUCGUAGGCAGAUUCUUUUGAUGGAUCCGUUGCCUUCGAUCUCGAAGGUUUUCUCGUUGAUUGUUCAAGAAGAGAACCAAAGAUUGGUCAAGAACAUUAAUCUUGUUGUUGAAGCUUCUUUUGCUGUCAAAACCGCUCAUGACCCUCGCAAGAAUCGUCCACAGUGCAUCUAUUGCAACAUGCUUGGUCAUACAAAAGAUAAGUGUUAUAAGUUGCAUGGUUAUCCUCCUGGUUAUUCUCAUUCCUCUAACUCUUCAAAUUCUAAGAAUGUUCAUCCGUUGAUUGCCAUGCUCACUACUCAACUUCAGGCUACAUCUUCUUGUGAUAUUCCUUUCUUUUCGAUUAAUUCAGCCAUGCAGGAUAAAUCAGUCAUUGCAGUCAGUUGUGUUGGGACUGUUAGAUUGUCUAUUGAUUUUGUUCUACAUGAUGUCUUAUUUGCUCCGGACUUGCAUCAGGUGAUUGGGAAGAGUGAGCUACUUCAAGGACUUUAUCUUUUGAAACUGUUGCCUUCACCUAAGUUGGGUAAUAAGUCUCCCUAUGAGAUUUUGCAUGGCCACCUUCCAGAUUAUGGUCAUUUGAAGACAUUUGGGUGCAUUUGUUUUGUUUCCACCUUGAAGUCACAGAGGGAUAAAUUUUCUAUUCGUACUUUACCAGUAAUGUUUCUUGGCUAUCCAUCAGGUGUAAAGGGUCAUAAAGUGUACAUCUUGAAGACUCGGAAGAAUCAAAGUCAUGCCUCAGUGGAGGAACCUGCUGCAUGCUCCCAUAAUUCUGAGCAGCCUGGAGUUUCUACACCUAUCAUUGUUUUUCAACAAUCUGCUGGGACAGUACCUGCAAUGAUUCUUGAUCACUUAUCAUCGGCAAAGUUGUCUUCUGAAUAUACUGGUUUUAUAGCCAAUGUUUCUUCCUCUCAUGAACCGUCAUUUUACCAUCAGGCAGUCAAGUCUCCUGGUUGGAGAGAAACGAUGCAUGAAGAGCUUCAAGCCAUGGAAUCUUUGCAAACCGGGUCAGUAGUUAAUUUUCCUGAAGGGAAGCAACCAAUUGAUUGCAAAUGGGUCUAUCGUAUCAAACACAAGGCUGAUGGAACAAUUGAUCGUUACAAGGCCAGACUAGUGGCAAAAGGUUUUACGCAUGUUGAAGGUAUUGAUUACAUGGAAACCUUCGCGCCUUUAUCCGAGGUUCAAGUUUUCCUGCAGCAGCAUUUCAAGCUCAAGGUGUUGGGACCUUUGUGUUAUUUCUUGGGGUUUGAAGUUGCUCGUAAUAAAGAUGGUAUUUCUUUGUCCCAAAGGAAAUAUGGCAUACAGCUCUUAGAUGACACGGGUUGUCUAGGCAUGAAGCCUGUUGAAGCUCCCAUGGUGCAUUCCUUAAAACUUAAUGCUGAUGAUGGCGAACCAUUGAGACGCUCUUCUUUCAUGAAAUCCAAGAAGCAGGCCACCGUUAGUCACUCGUCUUGUGAAGCAGAAUAUCAUGCAAUGGCUAUUGUUACAUGUGAAUUGGUUUGGUUGGCCUCAUUGCUUUCUUCUUUUAAUAUUUCCAUACCUCAUGUGAAGCUGUUUUGCGAUAACCAGACUGCUGUUCAUCUUGCUAUCAAUCAAGUGUUUCAUGAACGCACGAAAUACAUCGAAAUUGAUUGUCAUUUUGUGCGAGACAAAAUUAAAGAUGGGUUUUUGAAGCUGCUUCAUGUUGGUUCUUCAAAUCAAUUAGCUGAUAUUUUCACAAAGACAUUACAACCUCCCAUGUAUCGUUUGUUUGUGGCCAAGCUGGGACUUCUUAAUAUUCAUGCAGUCCUACCUUGA
Messenger RNA from Hibiscus syriacus, 1821 nucleotides. RefSeq lists its product as uncharacterized. The record is from RefSeq and is a predicted model, not a curated record. The coding region runs from base 1 to 1821 and encodes 606 amino acids. The transcript is spliced from 9 exons. NCBI's taxonomy places the organism in Eukaryota, Viridiplantae, Streptophyta, Magnoliopsida, Malvales, Malvaceae.